GAAGUGCCCUUGACCGGUGGGGAGGGCCGAGCUGUGCAUCCCUCCGCUCUCGCUGCAGGGAGAUGGUGCAGCGGCUUCUCCUGAGGAGGUUCCUGGCCUCCGUAAUCUGCAGGAAGCCCUCUCAGAGUCGAUGGACGCCCCUUGCCUCCAGGGCCCUGCAGACCCCACAGCGCAGUCCUAAUAACCUGACAGUAACACCCAGCCAAGCCCGGUCAAUAUACACCACCAGAGUCUGUACAACAACCUUUAACAUCCAGGAUGGACCAGACUUUCAAGACCGAGUUGUCAACAGUGAGACACCAGUGGUUGUGGAUUUCCAUGCACAGUGGUGUGGUCCCUGCAAGAUCCUGGGGCCAAGGUUAGAGAAGGUGGUGGCCAAGCAGCAUGGAAAGGUGGUGAUGGCCAAGGUGGAUAUUGACGACCACACAGACCUCGCCAUAGAGUAUGAGGUGUCAGCUGUGCCCACCGUGCUGGCCAUCAAGAAUGGGGACGUGGUGGACAAGUUCGUGGGCAUCAAGGAUGAGGACCAGCUGGAGGCCUUCCUGAAGAAGCUGAUUGGCUGACAAGCAGGGAAGCGUCCUGGCUGCCCCUGCCCACCUGGGCCCCGUGUUCCCGUGGGCACCCCGAUAGAACUCACUGCCCUUCUGUGCCAGCCCUUCCCGCCUCUUCCUUCUGUCUGGCCCCUGUGGGCCUGUGCUUUGGAGACCAGGCCUCCAAACACAGGAGCCUCAAGUUCUCCCAACCCGGCUGACCGCCAGGGUGGCUGCCCAAGGAGCAGUGCCGCCGCCGAGCUGGGGCAGCCGUCUCCCCACCCACUCUCUGUCUGCUCCCCCUAGGGCUUGUCGCCAUGCUUCCAGGAUGCCGGGACAGAGUCCCAGGGCCAGCCUGCAGUAACAGCUUGGUCUCCCUGCUCCCUUCUGAGCUGAACCCCGGUGCCUGGCUCAU
Eubalaena glacialis (North Atlantic right whale) is the source of this 945-nucleotide messenger RNA. RefSeq names its product thioredoxin, mitochondrial-like. Gene Ontology annotation, biological process: cell redox homeostasis. Lineage: Eukaryota; Metazoa; Chordata; Mammalia; Artiodactyla; Balaenidae. Gene Ontology annotation, cellular component: mitochondrion. The record is from RefSeq and is a predicted model, not a curated record. The transcript has a single exon. Bases 63 to 563 code for a protein of 166 amino acids. Gene Ontology annotation, molecular function: protein-disulfide reductase activity.